Molecule: messenger RNA, 3233 nt
Organism: Belonocnema kinseyi
Lineage: Eukaryota; Metazoa; Arthropoda; Insecta; Hymenoptera; Cynipidae
Product: polynucleotide 5'-hydroxyl-kinase NOL9
Exons: 8
Coding region: 194-2458 (754 amino acids)
Biological process (GO): cleavage in ITS2 between 5.8S rRNA and LSU-rRNA of tricistronic rRNA transcript (SSU-rRNA, 5.8S rRNA, LSU-rRNA)
Cellular component (GO): nucleus
Molecular function (GO): polynucleotide 5'-hydroxyl-kinase activity
Source: RefSeq, a predicted model, not a curated record
UGUGUUUAUGGUAUGGAUGUUUAUACACCACGUUUAUAUUUAUUUAUCACGUUUAUAGUUUAUCCAUCUAAACUGCUUGAAGCGAGUAUCGUUUUAUAGGAUACGUGCAUGUAUAUUCAUUUUCAAACGUUUGAAUAACCGAUGCAAACAUUGAACGAUACAAACUUCAUGUUUUGAUUUAUUUUAUAAAUAAAUGCAUAAACGGCUCAAAAAGAUGGAAAAGUCAAAGAACGCAGAGAAAUAUGACGUAGAAGAAGAUAAACCUUCGAAAAAGUCCGUAUCUCUACUGACAAAGGAAGUAGAUAAUGCGAACAUUAUAACGGGCAUUAAUUUACGACCAGCUUUCAAGUUCAACAAAUUUCCUAACAAUCUGGGAAAUGUGACAGCAAAUGCAAAUAACGCGGAGAAAACUUUUUAUUCUCGCACGACUUAUCCUUAUAAGAGCUGUAAUGUUGAUAAUAAUUUAAAGGCCCCAAUUGUUGUAGAAGAUAAUUUAAAUUCUUUUGCUGGUAAAAUAAAACCACUUGUUUCAAAUUCAAAUGAAAGCAGCCAAGAUAUAAUAGUAGACUCCAUGUCUGAAGCGAAUCCUAAUCAGUUUGCGUCGGAAGUUUCAAGUCCUUGUGCUUUAUCGCAAUUAAAAUUAAACGAUUCAAGUGCUUUCGAAGAAAUGGAAGAUGACGUUAUUUCACUAGCUCCAGAAUUUGGAAAUAUUGAAAAAAAGAACCUGACAUUGCCACAGUUUUAUUCUCUCAGGAAUAAAGUUUUGGCCAUAAUGAAACCAGAGUCUACUUUUUGGUUUUGCGGGAAGCUCAAAGUACAAGUUUUAUAUGGAUCAAUUCAAAUUUAUGGCGCGGUGCUUAAUAGUUCAACAACAGUAACACCUGUAGAAGUUUUUUCGCCAAGAAAUCAGAGCUUUGUCGGCAUUGGGACAGAAAAUGGCCCCUCUGAAUACAACGAAAAAAGGCUUUGGCAGACUCUUGUUGGCGAAGGUAUUAAUCGGAAGAUAAAAAGUUCUUUGGUGUUGAAUAUUAAACAGUGCGAACCUGGAUGGGCUGUUAUUUUAUUAGAAAACUUGACAAACCACAUGACAGAAUUUAUAAGCACGUUUUGUUCCUUCAAAUUAUUCCCAAAAAUGGACGAUCAAACAUUCUACUCUUGGACGGAUCCGAAAAGAGCAGAAAUAACAUUGCAAGCUAAUUUUCGAUACUCCAAAGCAGGAAAUCAGCUGAAAAUCAAUCCAGAAUGGAAAACAAAAGUAGUUGAUAGGAUUCUAGAUGAGUGUUCGAGUAAACAUAAAUCGAUUAAUCUGAUUUUUGGUGGAAAGAACGUUGGCAAAUCUACUUUCUCAAGAUAUCUGGUGAACAGCAUUUUGCCAAAGUCUGGCACUGUUGUUUUCAUAAAUUUGGAUCCUGGUCAAACUGAAUUCACACCGUCCGGUUGUAUUUCUUUGAAUUUGAUUGAUAAGGCAAUCUUGGGACCUAAUUUCACGCAAUUGCGAACGCCCCAUUAUCAAUUAUAUAUUGGAGAUGUAAACGUAGUUCACUGUGUAACCCGUUAUUUAGAGGGUGUGUAUAAAUUGGCACAAAUUGUAAACAGUGACUCAAGAAUAUCGCAUCUUCCGAUUAUAGUCAACACAAUGGGUUUUUGUAAAGGAAUCGGCUGGAAUAUAGCUGUUUCCCUUAUCCAAUUUUUCCAUCCAACCAGUGUCAUACAAAUUAUGUCGAGAAAGCCAAAAAAUAAUUUUGAUAAUUGUCUGAGCAGAAAUAUUGUUCAGCAACAGAAAUUCUCUUGGAUAACUUGGGACAAAUGCGACAAUGAGCAUAAGAAAUUGUCUUAUGAUCUAGUUAAAAUCAAUUCGGAAGCUGAAGAGCAGCAUAGCAAUGGUGAAGCCUGGAAUAUGGAACCUUAUCAGAAACGAGAUCUCGUGAUGCUUGCUUAUCUCAGUCAAAUUACAGAGAAGAGUAAAAGCAUCAUGUCCUAUAACUGUACAGCACUAAGUAUUAACGACGUGGUGCCACAUAUGGUGCCUUUAUCUUCUUUAUAUUUAUCCCUCACACAAACUGGAGUACCUUUAACGCAUGUACUUGCAGCUAUGAACGGAAAUAUAGUAGCUCUUUGCGGAUUUGAUCCAUGUGAUGUAUCCGUUAAAUCAAAUAGGCAUUUGAGCGCCAAGAAGCCUCAAGUUCUAGUCAGAACACCACUAAGUACCUGCUACGGGUUUGGAAUAAUUCGAGGAGUCGAGAUAGAAAAAGGAAUCGUGUAUUUAAAUACACCGUUGAGUUCGGAAAUAUUGCAAUUUGUCAAUUGCUUAGUGGAUUGCGUACCAAUUCCCUCAGCAUUAUUGCCAUUAAAUCAACCAAACGCACCAUACACAGGAAGUAAAGCCGAUCUACCAACAAGUAAAGAACCCAGAAGAGGUUACUUUAAAAUGAGAAAUCAAACCGCGUCUAAAGAUUAAAUUCACACAUCUUUAAAUGGUUGACUGAUGGACUCAGACGUUGUGUACCAAACCUGGUACCAGCAAACAAGUUUAGAUUCGUAAUCAUCGACCAAAAAAACUAGGGGGUAAGAAGUUUCAUCAAAUUCCAUUGAGUUUUAUAAGAGUUAAUCAAAGUGCGCGCAUUUGCGCUAUUGCCAAUCUUGUUACGUAUUUUUUCUGCGUAAAUAUACGUCAUUGCCAGUUAACUGGUUAAUAAGUUACUUGAAUUCAAUCAAUUUCAUGUUAUGAUAAACAUGUUCAUAAAAUGUACGAAAGAAAUUCUAUUUUUUCGAUUGUGUAAAUAUAUUCAAGUUUUGAAUAAUACUUCGUGUGUAAUUCCAACACCCUUAAGAAUGUAGUUUCAAAACGCCAAAUUUCUGGAUACUUCCAACCUUCUGAAUUUGGGAACCAAAGGUCAUGCAAAGCGUUCAAUUACAAAUUUCAGAUAGAAAACGGUCAGAGGUUAGAGAAUAUUCUGCCGUCUCAAAUUCAAAAAGUCAUAUCUACACAUUUGGCGGAAAAUGAGUUAUGACCUGCAAAAUUUUCCUGCACAACUAAUAAUUAGCUUAUAUGUUGCGAAAAUGCCUAUUUUAUGGAAAAUAUUUACGCAUCAUUCGAGGUCAAACGUUCGCGAUAACUUCUAAUGUAUCUACCCGCGCAUGCGCUGCGAGCAGAUGGUUUACGUUUUUAGGUUUUAAAAUCUAUUUUUAUCAAAACAGUCUGCAAACUGAUAGAAUGUUUUCUUACUUUAGGA